GGGUAUGCGACUAUUUAACUUUCAAUUUCGGUUUGGUUUGACUCGGGGAAACGCGAGUCUGCCUGUCUGAUGAUUGUUGCUUUCUUAAAAUCAAUCUAUCGACAUUAAUCACAGCAGGUUUUCCACGGCAGAGAGAAGAACUGCGAAGCUGAUCGCUUCAGUUUGGUUCUGGUCUUUUCCAGCUUGUCAGUCAGAUACAGGCGCUGUCGUCGUGACGGGAAACUCUGCAGGACAUCAACAUGUCGGGAGACAUGGGGCCUGAGUGGUUGUCUGAGGAGGUGAAAACCGGAACAACCAUUAUUGCCAUUGAGUUCAAUGGUGGUGUUGUGCUGGGCUCUGAUUCCAGGGUGUCAGCAGGAGAGUCUGUGGUGAACAGGGUGAUGAACAAACUGUCUCCACUCCAUGACAAGAUCUACUGUGCUCUGUCAGGAUCUGCCGCAGAUGCUCAGACCAUUGCAGAGAUUGUCAACUACCAGCUAGACGUCCACAGUAUUGAGAUAGGUGAGGACCCCCAGGUUCGCUCAGCUGCCACCCUGGUGCGGAACAUCUCAUACAAGUACAAGGAGGAGCUGUCAGCACAUCUCAUUGUGGCCGGUUGGGACAGGAGAGAGGGAGGGCAGGUGUUUGCAACCCUCAAUGGGCUCCUGACAAGGCAGCCAUUUGCAGUUGGUGGCUCUGGUAGCUUCUAUGUUUAUGGAUUUGUUGAUGCUGAAUAUCGCAGAGGCAUGAGCAAGGAGGAGUGCCAGCAGUUUGUUGUCAACACUCUGUCUUUGGCGAUGAGCCGCGAUGGCUCCAGUGGCGGUGUGGCCUACAUCGUCACCAUUGAUGAACACAGCACGGAGGAGAAAGUCAUUCUAGCUAAUGACCUACCCAAAUUCCCUGACCAGUGAUCAGAAAAUGAUGAUGCAUGUGUUUGUAAUUAGGUAUAUUUUUGGCUGACAAAGCCAUGUCUCUUUUCUUUUUUUUCAGACCAGUCUGUCAAAUUUCAAAAUAGUUGACCAAAUCAGAUUUUCAGCUGAAAUGUACUGGAUAUGUAUAAUUUUAAUAAAAGGGGAAAACACAUUCAA
This is a messenger RNA of Solea senegalensis (Senegalese sole), 1067 nucleotides long. It is a transcript of the gene psmb9a, whose product is annotated as proteasome 20S subunit beta 9a. The transcript is spliced from 6 exons. Bases 240 to 890 code for a protein of 216 amino acids. NCBI's taxonomy places the organism in Eukaryota, Metazoa, Chordata, Actinopteri, Pleuronectiformes, Soleidae. Gene Ontology annotation, molecular function: threonine-type endopeptidase activity. Gene Ontology annotation, cellular component: proteasome core complex. The record is from RefSeq and is a predicted model, not a curated record.